AUGACAGUCUCAGAUGACAAUCUGGUGCUGCAGGUGCUGGCGUGGGCACUGCUGGUGGGGGACAUGGUGACACUGCGCUGCUGGCGCCAGCAGGACAAGUCAGUCAUGUCUGUGUCCUUCUACCACAACGGGAAGAAACUGGGGGGGCGCCACGAUGACACUGAGCUGUCCUUGUCCCCUCUGCAGCUGAACCACAGUGGCUGCUACAGCGAGCUCUUCCCUGUGCCGGUGCUGGAGGGUCCCCCUGAGCCCUCUGAGGGGUCCUCCCUGACUCUCAGCUGCCUCAGCACCCCCAGCCCCCUGUGGCCCCGAGCCCCCCUCCUGCACGUGUUCUACCGGGACGGGCAGGUGGUGGGGGGCCCGCAGGGGUCCCUGCAGCUGCUGGUGCCCGCCGUGGGGGUCUCCCACUCGGGGAAUUACAGCUGCCAGGUGCACUCCGAGGGUGGGGCCGUGUGGAAGACCAGCGCCCGGCUCCGCGUCACAGUGCGCAUGCCCGUGGCCAAUGCCACCAUCACCCCCAGUUACCUGUCACACCAGGUGCGUGCAGGUGACCCCGUGACCCUGUGCUGCUCAGUGCAGGUGGGCUCAGCCCCUGUCACCUUCACCUGGCUGCACAAUGGGCAGGAGGUGGCCCGGGGUCCCCUCCUGGAGCUCGGGGCCAUCGAUGUGGGACAUUCAGGCACCUACCAGUGCGUGGCCAUCAACCAGCUGGGACAGGACGGGCACCGUGUGUUCCGGGCACUCAGCCCAGAGCUGGUCCUGGAGGUGACACCUGGCUCACCCUGGGUCACAGUGGCUGCAGGUGUUGGUGGGGCCCUUUUGUUCCUGCUCCUGCUCGUGGGUGUCAUUGUGGCCUGGCACUGGUGGCACCGUGUGGCUGCCAGGAAGCAGCAGGAAAGGUGCUUGGCGAGAACCCCGAGCAGUGGCUCCGUCUGCGACAUGGUGAUGCAGGGCCCCCCUGGAUCUCCAGAGGAGGGGGAGGCGCUGUACACUCAUGUCGUGGUCACCAAGAGGGCAGGGGCGUCCCCCCGUGCCACCACCCUCCAGGAUCCCCAGGUGACCUACGCGGAGCUGCGGGGACCCCAGGGGCGACCGCGGGAACCCAGUGACAUCUACGGGAAUGUGCUGUGA
Camarhynchus parvulus is the source of this 1131-nucleotide messenger RNA. Its product is annotated as Fc receptor-like protein 4. Lineage: Eukaryota; Metazoa; Chordata; Aves; Passeriformes; Thraupidae. The record is from RefSeq and is a predicted model, not a curated record. Gene Ontology annotation, molecular function: transmembrane signaling receptor activity. The transcript has 9 exons. Bases 1 to 1131 code for a protein of 376 amino acids. Gene Ontology annotation, biological process: cell surface receptor signaling pathway.